Emiliania huxleyi CCMP1516 is the source of this 324-nucleotide messenger RNA. RefSeq lists its product as hypothetical. The transcript is spliced from 3 exons. Bases 1 to 324 code for a protein of 107 amino acids. Lineage: Eukaryota; Haptophyta; Isochrysidales; Noelaerhabdaceae. The record is from RefSeq and is a predicted model, not a curated record.
AUGCUGGCGAACAUGGACGGUCCGGAGACCGUCCGGCUGUUCGGCGGCAAAAAGAUCAUGCUUCAAAAGUGGCCCGGCAUGUUUGUGGCGGGCGAGAGCCUCGGCGAGUGCUUCUACCUCGCGCUUUCCAUCGACCGCGCCUGCCACGCGCAGCGCGCCCUCCUGCAGACCGGCAGGCCGUACCACUCCCCGACGGGGGAAGAGGUGGCGCGCUGGAGUCGCGCCUACGUGGACGACCCCUUUUAUGGGGGGUACGACGGAGAGCGCAUCUGGCCUUCGAUGGUGCGAAAGGUGGAGCGGCUGCAGCCCGACUUUGCUCUAUGA